Molecule: messenger RNA, 1270 nt
Organism: Rhodotorula graminis WP1
Lineage: Eukaryota; Fungi; Basidiomycota; Microbotryomycetes; Sporidiobolales; Sporidiobolaceae
Exons: 9
Coding region: 1-1215 (404 amino acids)
Biological process (GO): arsenite transport; antimonite transmembrane transport
Cellular component (GO): plasma membrane
Molecular function (GO): antimonite transmembrane transporter activity; antiporter activity; arsenite transmembrane transporter activity
Source: RefSeq, a predicted model, not a curated record
AUGCGAACGUGCGACCCUCUCGCACCGCCCACGACCAAGCAGGGCACCGUCAGCGCCAUCGAACUGUUCCGUUCGCUCAGCUGGGGCGACCGCCUCCUCGCGCCACUCGUUCUCGCGGCCAUGAUCCUCGGCGUCGGUCUCGGCAACGCUAUUCCGCAGGACCGCCUCGACAGCGUCUUCUCAGCCGAGGGAGGCUCGGCGUCGUGGGAGGGCGUCUCUGUUCCCCUCCUCGUCGGCCUGUUGGUCAUGAUCUGGCCGGCCAUGAGCAAGGUCCAGUGGGAGCGCCUGCCCGUUCUCUUCAAGUCGCGCACGAUCUACAUUCACCUGGGCAUCUCGCUCGUCCUCAACUGGGUCGUCGCACCCUUCAUCAUGGCCGCCUGCGCCUGGAUCGCCCUGCCCGAGGCGAGCAUGGACCGCGAGCGUCGCGGCGUGCUCCUCGUCGGCGUCGCCCGCUGCAUCGCCAUGGUCAUCAUCUGGACCGGCAUCGCUCAAGGAGACGGCGACUACUGCGCGAUCCUCGUCGUCUUCAACUCGAUCCUGCAGAUCGUCCUCUUCUCGCCCUAUGCCAUCCUCUUCUGCGAUAUUCUCGGCGUGCGCGCCGGCACCGACCUCGCCCAGCUCAGCCUCGCGUACGACAAAGUGGCAAAGGCGGUCGGCAUCUACCUGGGCAUUCCGCUCGCGGCCGGCGCCAUCACGCGCGUCAUCGCCCUGACGACCCUCAGCAAGAAGCGCCGCGACCAGUUCUUCGGCUACUUUGGCCUGUUCGGCAUGCUCGGCCUCCUCUACGUCAUCAUCGUCCUCUUCAUGAGCCAGGGCAGGGCCAUCAUCAACAACAUCGGCACCGUCUUCCGCAUCUGCGUCCCGCUCGUCAUGUACUUUACGAUCGUGUGGACGACGACCUUUCUGUCGUUCUGGAAGUUCUCGCAGUCGCGGUGGGGCCGCUAUGCCGGUGGGUACGACAAGGCCGUCACGCAAGCUUUCACCGCCGGCUCGAACAACUUCGAGCUCGCCAUCGCCGUCGCGACCGCCUCGUUCGGCACCGACGCUCCUGAAGCCCUCGCAGCCACACUCGGCCCGCUCAUCGAGGUCCCGGUCCUCCUCGUCCUCUCGUACGUCGCCUUGUACCUGCGCGACAAGAUGUCGUGGGAGCCUGUCGCGCCUCUCGCCUCGAGGGACGCCGAGUCGGUCGCCGAGAAGGGGGGCAUGCAGCCAUGAGCGUGUCGUCGCCGAUUUGUAGACUCGGCUGUAUCGUUACCGCGCGUUGAAGGAC